Molecule: messenger RNA, 1023 nt
Organism: Rhea pennata
Lineage: Eukaryota; Metazoa; Chordata; Aves; Rheiformes; Rheidae
Gene: VSIG8
Product: V-set and immunoglobulin domain containing 8
Exons: 7
Coding region: 1-1023 (340 amino acids)
Cellular component (GO): intracellular anatomical structure
Source: RefSeq, a predicted model, not a curated record
AUGGCAGGGCAAGGCACCAGCCGGCUCCUGCUCUUGGGUCUCAUGCCAGCUCUUCUGCUGGCUGUAAGGAUCAACACCAAGGGCCGGGAGGUGCUGUAUCUGGCUAAGGGUGACUCCGUGAAGCUGGGCUGCCCCUACGUCCUUGAGCCUGAAGACAACGGUCCCCAGGACCUGGGCAUUGAGUGGAUCCAGAUAACGCCCGAGCGGACGGGCCCGGAGAACGUGUUCCUGUCCUACCACGACCAUCACGUGAACUACGGCGGCAGCUCGGGGCUGCAGGACAGAGUGGCCUUCGUGCAGAACGACCCCAGCCAGCACGAUGCCUCCAUCCGCCUGGCCGACCUGCAGGUCUCCGACACGGGCACCUACCAGUGCCGGGUGAAGAAGAACACUGUAGCCGUGCACGAAGUCAUCGUCACCGUGCAAGAGAAGCCGGCCACCCCACAGUGCUGGACUGAGGGGGAGGUGACGGAGGGCAGCAGCAUCCUGCUGCGGUGCUACAGCCGAGGAGGGACCAGCCCCCUCACCUACCAGUGGGCCAAGCUGGCCGAUGGCUACGGCGGGGGGCGCCUGCCAUCUGGCACCAUCCAAGGACGUGCUCCCGGUGACCUGCUGAUCCGCAGCCUGUCGGAGGCGCACUCCGGCGUGUACCAGUGCCGCGUGACCAACCGUGUGGGCUACUCGCUGUGCCAGCUCAACCUCAACCUCCUGCCAACAGGAGGAAGACAAGCGGGCAUCAUCGUGGGCUCCAUCCUGGGCUCCCUCCUCCUCCUCACCCUGCUGGGGCUCCUCAUCUGGGCUCUGGUCUGCCGCUACCGCAGGAAGGAGUGCCAGCGGGCAUGCAGCGACUGCAGGAGCAGCACGGGCGGCACCAUGACCAGACCGUGCAACGUGUGUCACCACAGCUACUCGCCCCACGGCGUGAGCUACAUGCAGUGCCAGCACGGCGAGAGCGACGAGCGAGCGGCCGCCCUCAUGUGCAACGAGGGCGUCAGGCACCAGGUCGCCUGCCCGGCCCUGUGA